AUUUUAUGCAUGUCAUUUUACUCACCCCCUUCUAUUUAACUGCCAAACCCAUCAGAGGUUGAUAAAGGGGUGUUUAAAUUAAGGAUCUGAUGGGGUUACUCAGGGAGUCUCCGGAGGCUCCUGAGGCUAUUGCCUGUAGUUUGUAAACACCAGUAGCAGAGAUGAGAUGAAGAAAAUGUUCAGUGACUGCUUCUUUGCCAGAGCUGAGUCUGAUUUCUGUGGAAACUAGUCUUUUUUAUUGCUUAAAGAGAUCUUGCAGAUUGUUUGCCUGGUUAUGCUCGGCUGAAUGCCCUCUGAGUCAAGCAACUGAAGGACGGAGACCACUUUUCCUCUGGAUAUGUGUCACAAAGAUGUCUACACGGAACUGCCAGGGGAUGGAUUCAGUGAUCAAGCACCUGGACACAAUCCCUGAGGAUAAAAAAGUCAGAGUUCAGAGGACACAGAGCACUUUUGACCCGUUUGAGAAACCAGCCAAUCAAGUAAAAAGGGUGCAUUCUGAGAACAAUGCUUGCAUUAACUUUAAGUCCUCCUCUGCUGGCAAAGAGUCACCUAAAGUUCGAAGGCACUCCAGCCCCAGCUCGCCAACAAGUCCCAAGUUUGGAAAAGCUGACUCAUAUGAAAAACUGGAAAAGCUAGGGGAAGGAUCUUAUGCAACAGUGUACAAAGGGAAAAGCAAGGUAAAUGGGAAGCUGGUGGCUCUAAAGGUGAUCAGGCUGCAGGAAGAAGAGGGGACACCUUUCACGGCCAUCAGGGAAGCUUCUCUAUUGAAAGGAUUAAAGCACGCAAACAUUGUGCUGCUCCAUGACAUCAUCCACACCAAGGAGACACUGACGCUUGUCUUUGAAUAUGUGCACACUGAUUUAUGUCAGUACAUGGACAAGCACCCUGGAGGACUCCAUCCAGACAAUGUGAAGUUGUUUUUAUUUCAGUUGCUGCGAGGGCUGUCUUACAUCCACCAGCGGUAUAUUCUGCACAGAGACCUGAAACCACAGAACCUCCUCAUCAGUGACACGGGGGAGUUAAAGCUGGCAGAUUUCGGUCUUGCAAGAGCAAAAUCCGUCCCUAGCCACACAUACUCCAAUGAAGUGGUUACCUUGUGGUACAGACCUCCGGAUGUUCUCCUGGGCUCUACAGAGUAUUCCACCUGCCUUGACAUGUGGGGAGUUGGCUGCAUCUUUGUUGAGAUGAUCCAAGGAGUCGCUGCAUUUCCAGGAAUGAAAGACAUUCAGGACCAACUUGAACGAAUAUUUCUGGUUCUUGGAACACCAAAUGAGGACACAUGGCCUGGAGUUCAUUCUUUACCACAUUUUAAGCCAGAACGCUUUACCGUGUACAGUUCUAAAAGCCUCAGACAAGCAUGGAAUAAGCUCAGCUAUGUAAACCAUGCCGAAGAUCUGGCUUCCAAGCUUCUACAGUGUUCCCCAAAGAACAGGCUAUCUGCACAGGCCGCCUUGAGCCACGAGUAUUUCAGCGAUCUCCCCCCGCGGCUAUGGGAGCUGACUGAUAUGUCUUCUAUUUUUACCGUCCCAAAUGUGAGAUUACAACCUGAAGCUGGAGAGAGUAUGAGGGCCUUUGGAAAAAACAAUACUUAUGGCAAAAGUCUAUCGAACACCAAGCACUGACUGGCCUGGCCUUCUCGGGAGAGCACAGGAUUAAGUUGUCAUCAUUCUGGGAAGAAAAAGAAGAAGAAAAAAUACAAAAAUAAAAAAAAAUUAAAAAAAACACUAAUGAAGUGGCCAACAGUGCUGGGCUCCUGGAUCAGUUCCCUUCUGCCCCCUGUGGUGGAUUUCACUUACAAGAAAAUUGAAGCUGGCAAGACCCUGUUUUCUCUGCAAUUUAUUUAAAACCUUGCACGCAUUUGGAUACGUUGUGAUUCCCAAGAACUAUGUGAAGAUUAAGCUUUGCUUACUGAUACAUGGCAUGUAUUCUUUUCAGUCUUUUGUGUUUGAUUCUGUUUGAUUUCCCUCUGCUGCACAGUGUCUCUGUGAAGCUUUUCAUGCUUUUGCCAGCCAUGUCUUAAAUACAUGAAGACAACACAUUUGGUGUUCACACUUCCUCAGCAAUGUCUGCACUUGAAAGCACACAGUGGCACGAGACAAUGUGUAUUUUCUUUGCGAACAGAGUGCAUUCUUCAACCACCAGGAAGGAUAUUCUUAUUGCUAAAACAAGCCCAUGCUUUCUGGCCGACUAGACACCGUGGUCCCAGACAGUGGGGCUCGACCUGUUGCUUACUUUUGAGGACGUUUGGAAAUGUGGGGUUUUCUUUUUUAUUGGAAAUGUCCCCAUAUUUAUAGGAGCCCAGAAUCUGCUUAGCAUUUCCAAUAAGUUUCUGAGCAGGUUGUGGGUAGAAAAACAAGCACCAAGAACAAAGACAGGAAUGAAGGCUGUUUUUUUUUGUUGUUGUUGUUUGUUUGUUUGUUUUUUGUUUUUUUGAGUUUUUUUUCCUUUUAACCCGUAGAAAGCAAGGCAACUUUUACAUGUGUUCUGGGUCUUGUCAACAUUUAAUUUUUUCCAUUAACUCUGUUAUGCUCUUUAUUUUUUAACUGGAGAAAAUAGUGAGGAAUAUCUUUCUUAAAACUUGGGUGCAAAAAAAAAAAAAAUCUGUCAGGGUGAGUCCUGGAAGCCAUCUUGGCUGAUUAAUGCUUAAAAGGCAAAUUUAAAAAUUAUCUACCGUUAAAAUUUUUUGCUCACUUACAACAAAGCACCUUUGAAUUAGAUUGUUCAGAAACAUUCCAAGCCGUUCAGAAGGCAUCACUGGGUACCAGACUUUAAACCACUCUCCCGUAAUAACUGUUCAAGUUCAGUUCUUAAAAGCAAUGCAGGAAUUUUGCUUUAAAAAUAGAAGUGUCAAAGAAAGGUCUGGCUUCCCUUGUUUUAAGGGGCUCUGGGACCUUGGAAGAUGAAGGCAAGUUUGUGUCACGGGGAGAGGGGACUCUGGCAUAUACUGCACCUUGAUCUGGGGGAGCUGCCCAGUGCCAGCCUCUUCCACAAGCAGCCUCACCACAGAAUCCCAGGAAAGCUGGGCCCAAGGGACAGUUUGGAAACUUCACAUAAAGAGUGCCCUUUGCACAUCCUGACACAAAUCCCCAUGGAAACACAUCUGUGCACAUUGUUUUAUGUUUUACUGCUCCUGAGAAAAGAGGAAAAACUAAGAGCUUGAAAGGUGUCACAGUUUUAGGAUCAGGCCUAGGAAUAUGAUCCACUUUGACAAGGGCUUUCUGAUUCUUGAAUGAGGGAUGGGCUUCUUUGUCGUCAAACCCAGUGUGUCCCUGGAAGCAGAGCCAGCUUCCUAAACUUUCAAAGGCAUUGUCUCGGAGUAAUAGGCAUAACCUACCCUCUGGCCUAUCCAGAGGGAGCAGGAACUGCGAUCUUGGAAACCCUGAACAAGGAAUUGCUUCCUGAAUGGUUUGGAAGAAGGCAAACAUGUCAUACAAGGUGACAAUGUUUCCUGUUUGCUGCCUGGGAAUAAUUUUCAUCCCUCUUCAUACAUUCCUUCCCUGGGAAGUCUUCACAGGUAUUUUGAUUUAAAGUAUAAUUAAAUUGGGAGUUCUUUAAGUGGGGAAAAAACUUUAUGUGUAAUUAAAAACAGCAUCCCCUGUGAUUUGCUUAGGAUCCUCCAUUCAUCUGGGGGGAGGGGGGAGCAUCAUGUUUAUAUUUCACUAAGUAUAAGUCAGGAGCUCCAUGCUAAUGUUAAAAGGUUUCAAGUAAGAUUCAAGUAAGAAGGUAAAGGCAACUAGAGAUCCAUGUCCUUGUCUAGACAGCUUCUCCUGGGAAGUAAGACAUAACACUGCUCGGUGUGGGGUCUGCCUCAAGUCAGGCACCUCUCAGGUUAGAAGGGUUCCGGUUCCCAUCCUUGUCAUCAAGGAAGGAAAUCCAAAGUGUCUGCCCCCUCCAGCCUCGCACAGUCAUAUUCCCCUUCCCCUGCUCUUCCCUUCUGCCCUCUCUGAGGGCAUCAUGAAAACCAGUACAGACUACAUUCAUUACCUGUUAUUAUACUAUUGAGAAAGCGCUGGAAUGCUUGGUGAGAUUAUUUUUCUAUGAAGGAAUAGCUUGAGUUUAGACAGCUGGUAAGAAUAGCACGGACACCUUGGCAUGGCGAUUGUAUCCACUCCCCUUCACUGCACACAGUAUUUGGAAAGGAAGUAUGGUACUUAGUUUCCAUUUCUUAAGGGGAUCCGUUUAAUUAAUUAAGAAAUACAAGAUACAUAGGGCGCGAAAAUGUGUUUGCUGUACUAGCCAAAAAAUUAGAGGUGUAAGUCAGGGGGAGCUGCCAUGCAAGGAUGAGAAUGUAUUUCUAGCUCUCAAGUGACUAGAAAAGCUCCAAGGGAGCCUGUGGGGACUUAGGAAAGCCAAGACCUCUUGGUACCCUUCCCUCUCUGUAUGUGACAGCCACUAUAAUCAGUACCCUAAGUAUGCGUCCAUGGCAGACACCCAUCUGUGAAUAUUAUGGUUUGUAAUCUUCUGUUAUAUAAGAGGAUGUUUAGGUUGUACAUACCGGGGUAGAUCGUUGCCUGCCCCUAUACAUAGAAAUAUGCUGCAUAAUUGUGCAUAACUUCCUUCUCCUUCCCCGGCUUGUACACAGAGGAAACUGUAUGUUAGCCUUCCAUUUCCUCGUAUACCAAACUGAAAAUUUUUAAAUCUCAAAUGAAAUAAGCGAUUUCCUGUUCUUACUGCCCCCUUUCACAGCAGCAUAUAUUAGAGGCACAUAUAAAAAUCUACAUUCUUUGUUUGUGAGUGGACUUUCCAUUUUUCCUUGUUUCCUCUUUUUUCUUUCCCCCUUUGUUUCUAUGAUGCACUGAGUUGUGUACUUUUUAAUGGGGUUAGUACCUCAGAUACUCAUUAUGCUUCAACAUGACACAUAGCAAGGAGAAUGGAAUACUACAUGUUGCAUAUGUGUUGCCAAUUGUAUUUUGUCUGUAUUAUGAAGGAUGUAAUGGUUUGUCAGCUGUCAUUGUUGUUUUCUGUAACAUGAUAUGGAAUAAAGUAUAGCCGAAUCUGCAUA
Peromyscus maniculatus bairdii (prairie deer mouse) is the source of this 5002-nucleotide messenger RNA. RefSeq names its product cyclin dependent kinase 14 (gene Cdk14). NCBI's taxonomy places the organism in Eukaryota, Metazoa, Chordata, Mammalia, Rodentia, Cricetidae. Gene Ontology annotation, molecular function: cyclin binding; ATP binding; cyclin-dependent protein serine/threonine kinase activity. Gene Ontology annotation, biological process: protein phosphorylation. The record is from RefSeq and is a predicted model, not a curated record. Gene Ontology annotation, cellular component: cytoplasm; cytosol; nucleus.